CCGCCCCGUCACAAGGCCGCGCUGCGUCUCCAGAACCGCAGGGGCAGGCCCAGCGGAACCGGCCGCCGAGCGGUUGCGGGCGCGGGCGCAGCGGCCAUCGACCGCGCGGCCGCACCGCGGACCCCGUGCGCACCGUCCCGAGGCUCCCCCGCGCGUGGGGGAGACCACAGAACCUGAGGCCAUGCCCCACGAAAAGAGUUUCUUGGUGUCCGGAGACAGCUAUCCACCCCUAAACCCUGGAUAUCCUGGGGGGCCCCAGCCCUCCAUGCCUCCUUACCCUGGAGCCCCUUACCCACAGCCCCCGUUCCAGGCUGCCCCCUAUGGCCAGCCAGGUUAUCCCCAGGGCCCCAGCUCCUACCCCCAGGGGGGCUACCCUCAGGGCCCCUACCCCCAGGGGGGCUACCCUCAGGGCCCCUACCCGCAGGGGGGCUACCCUCAGGGGCCAUAUCCACACAGCCCCUUUCCCCCCAACCCCUACGGACAACCACAGGCCUUCCCAGCACAGGACCCUGGCUCACCUCAUCCUGGGAACUAUCAUGAGGAGGGGCCCCCGUCCUACUACGACAAUCAGGACUUCCCUGCCGCCAACUGGGAUGACAAGAGCAUCCGCCAGGCCUUCAUCCGGAAGGUAUUCCUCGUGCUGACCGUGCAGCUGUCUGUGACUCUGUCCACUGUGGCCGUGUUUACGUUCGUCAGGGAGGUGAAGGGCUUCGUCCAGGAGAACGUAUGGACCUACUACGUCUCCUAUGCCGUCUUCUUUAUCUCACUCAUCGUUCUCAGCUGCUGUGGGGACUUCCGGCGAAAGCACCCCUGGAACCUCGUUGCACUGUCAGUCCUGACCGUCAGCCUGUCCUACAUGGUGGGGAUGAUCGCCGGCUUCUACAACACCGAGGCCGUCAUCAUGGCUGUGGGCAUCACCACGACUGUCUGCUUCACGGUCGUCAUCUUCUCCAUGCAGACACGUUACGACUUCACCUCGUGCAUGGGCGUGCUCCUGGUGAGCAUGGUGGUGCUGGUCAUCUUUGCCAUCCUCUGCAUCUUCAUCCGGAACCGCAUCCUGGAGAUUGUGUACGCCUCGCUUGGCGCUCUGCUCUUCACCUGCUUCCUGGCAGUGGACACCCAGCUGCUGCUGGGGAACAAGCAGCUGUCCUUGAGCCCGGAAGAGUACGUGUUUGCCGCGCUGAACCUGUACACGGACAUUAUCAACAUCUUCCUGUACAUCCUCACCAUCAUCGGCCGUGCCAAGGAGUAGCCCAUGCAGGGCGCCACUCAGGUGGUGUGGCUGCCCUGGCUUCUGGCCCCUGGCCCCACUGGCAGUGUCAUCAGUGUCUCCUCUCCCCCAUCCCCGGGCCCGUCCGACCUCGUGUGUGUACACUGCAGAUAUUCCUGUUCAUUCCCGCUCUGGCCAGCACAGCCCCUCCAGCCCUCCCACGCCGCAAAGGGCAGCAGGGCUGGGCUUCUGUGCCACCUCCUGCCCACUCACUGUUGCAUGAGCCCUGUCUGCCAGCCCCACUCCAGGGUCUGGGGGCAACACCAGGUCCCAGGGGAGAGGGAUUGAGCCAAGAAGUGAGGGUGCACGUCUCCCCUACUGUCCCUGCUCCCCUGCCUGGCGUAGAGCACCCUCUUCUCUUCCCACCCCCACCCUGCAAGGCUGCCCUCUUGGGGACCUGGGGGGGGUGUGGUCCCUGCGUGCUGAGCCCUGAGGGCAGAGAGGAUGGGGACAUUUCUGGGGGAGCGGCCUCUAUCUCCCUCUGCUAAGUUCCAAUAAAUGGGACCCUCUGCUCUCUG
Manis javanica (Malayan pangolin) is the source of this 1788-nucleotide messenger RNA. It is a transcript of the gene GRINA, whose product is annotated as glutamate ionotropic receptor NMDA type subunit associated protein 1. Gene Ontology annotation, cellular component: endoplasmic reticulum; Golgi apparatus; membrane. The record is from RefSeq and is a predicted model, not a curated record. Gene Ontology annotation, biological process: negative regulation of apoptotic signaling pathway. Lineage: Eukaryota; Metazoa; Chordata; Mammalia; Pholidota; Manidae.